This is a messenger RNA of Morone saxatilis (striped sea-bass), 3035 nucleotides long. RefSeq lists its product as uncharacterized. Bases 33 to 2732 code for a protein of 899 amino acids. NCBI's taxonomy places the organism in Eukaryota, Metazoa, Chordata, Actinopteri, Moronidae. The transcript has 13 exons. The record is from RefSeq and is a predicted model, not a curated record.
GAUAAGAAGUUGGUCUCAAGACAAGCCUGGUCAUGCAGUGUAAAGUCCUCGUCUAUGUCGGCCUCCUGACUUUCAUAAAGCAUGCGUCUCCAAGUAAAAUAGUGGCCAGCCCAAACACAAAUGCAACCCUGCCCUGCAAUGUGACGUUCCCUCUUUCUGUAACGGGGGACAAAAUAGACAAGUCUCUCAUCAAAGUCAGCUGGAUAAGUAACGGCUCAGAAGUCGCCUCAUUCAGUGAAGCGGCGACACAAAUAAAGGAAGGCUUCAGUUGGGACACCGGUGAUUUUGUCAAUGGGGACUUUUCACUGACCGUCCUCAGAGCCGGUCUCGACCUGCAGGGGUUGUAUGAAUGCACCGUCGGCUACAACUUCACAAUGCUGCGAUCCCGCAAUGUUACACUUAGCAUCCUUGCUUCCCCGACUCUCUCGAUCCCUCAGCUGUGGGUGGUGUUGGAAAAAGAGAGCCAUCUUAAAUGCCAUGCCGAGGGUUUCUACCCUCCUCCUGUCUUUUUCUCCUGGACCAAAGAUGGGCAAGUAAUUCAACCUCCCUACAAUGUUGAAGGUGAACAGAGUCCAGAUGGGUACUACAUGGCUGUGGGCAACCUGACUUUCUACCCUUCCCGUGAGGACCAGAAUGUGACCUUUGGCUGUAAAGUGUCACACAAUGGCAGCUAUCAGGAGCUGGAUUUCCAACUCAAUGUCACUUAUCCCCCUUCUGUCACACUUUCUGCCCUGCCCUCGCGCUCCAACAACAUUCCUCUAACUCUAUACUGUGAUGUGGAGAGUUUUUACCCAGAGGAAGUGUCUGUGUCCUGGCUUCAAAAUGGCACAGUCCUCCCUGAGCCCCCCGCCACUGAGCAGAACCCAGAUGGGACCUACAGAACCAGACGCUAUUAUACUUUGACCCCCGAGCAGAGGGACCAAAGUGGGAAGGUGGAGUGUGCAGUAAACCAACCUGGGGGAUUGUACCCGGUCAGCGGCUCAGCGUACCUGGAGAAAUUGGAUCCACAAGAUGAGCCUCCAGUGUUGACUAAAUCAGCCAAAGCAUCUGUGGCUCUGAUGUGUAUUUCUCUGGUACUGGUCUUCCUUCUCUGUUUUGGCUUCUCGUGGAGGAGGAGGGAUGAGAAACAAAAGUCCCUGAGUGUGUCAGGGAUCAUCCUCCCCCCACGCGUGAUUGUAGGUCAAAAGGGCAGGGUGACAGUGAGUAUUGAAGGCAGGAGGGUGGACCGAGUCCAGACUGCAUGGUACCUAAAUGACACCCCAAUCACUGACACUUCCUUCACAGUGUCAGAGAAAGGUCCCCUGCUGUCCUCCAGAGGCGAGAUGGGUUACUACAAGCUGCACACUCAGGGGCCGCUGCACUCAUCUGGAAGUGGCACUCAACAGCUGAUCUCCUCGCUCACCUUCAUCCCCCAGAUUUCCGUCCACAAGGGGGCGGUGUUUAAGUGUCAGGUCUCCUACAUAGGCAAAGAUAAGAUUGUGGAGGAGAGGGUGUCAGAGAAGUUUACAAUUCUGUCUGCUCCAGAAGUAUCAGAAAUUCAGCUGGCAGAGACACAAAAUAACUCUGAAGUAAUUAGCAUGACAGUAAGAGCAUCACAUUUCCAUCCGGACGUCAUUACCUUCCGCUGGUUCUGCGAGGGGGGUGAGCUGAGUCCUGUGGCCUCCCAGGCUUCAUCCUCCCCUCGACCCAACUCUGAAGGCUUCUUUUCAGCUUUCAGCCAGUGUAAACUGCCCCAGAGUGAAUUGGAAAAGGGAGGCACUAAAGUGUGGGUCAGUGUCCACCACAUCGCCCUGAAGCAACCGGUCACCCGCGAGACCAGAGGGUUCAUCAAGAGCCCGUGCAUUUCUGAAAUCGUCAGCUCCACCUCUGCCACAGAUCAGACCCUGGGAUGUGAAAUCACAGACUUCCACCCUCCGAACAUAUCCGUCACCUGGCUGAAGCUCAGAGAUGGGGAGCGAGAUGACAGAGAGGAGGAAGUGAUAGAGGGAGGAGAGAUGUGGGGCCCCAUACAGACUCAUCCCAGACUCUACAGGGCCACAGCCAUUCUGAAGAGAAGGGCGACAAAUCAGGAGAAAAAGGAGAGAGGAGGAGGGAUUAUUUGCAGAGUGGAGCAUUGUUCCCUACCCGAGCCUAUUGAGAGACACUGGAGAAAUUUUGACAUUGUUGCUCCCUUCAUUCCUCCGUCGAUCUCAGUGUGCUGGAGCAGCGAAGGGGUUGGUGUGUUCUCUCUCCUGCUGAAGGGAGGUCACCCAAAGGUCACAUUAGUCUGGGCAGCGGGGGGACCCACUCUCUCACCAUUGGUGUCCAGUGAGACAGAGGAGUUAAGUGAUGACGGACAGAGGGAGCUGAAAAGUGUGUGCGCCCUGGAGAGGUCCACAAGCCUGCCAAGUCAGACGAGCAAACAGCUGGAGAGACCAAAGAAUGGACACGCAAUAAAAACAAGAGCUGCUGUCACAGACCCUGACGCUGAAGGAAUAGAAUACAUUGAUGGGGAGAAUAACAACAUUGACAGGGAUGAGGAAACAAAGUCAGAGGUGGAUGAGGACAGUGACAAAGAAAGAGAGGACGACCCAGGCGCACUGCACAUCAACAGAGUCAGCUUGAGGAGGAGUCCUAGAGAAAAUGAGAGAGCGCCUUUUAGAGUCUGCGUGGAGAUCACACACCCUGCACUCAAGUUUCCUGUUUAUCGAACCUGGACAGAGUCCAAUGAGGAAAUUUCAUCUUCUGCAUGAAAUCCCUGUCGCAUGGAAGAGUUCCUCUCUGUUUCAUGUAUCCCAUGUAAUAUAUCUAAUAUAUAUAUAUCUAUAGUAAAUAUAAAGUAGUAGUCAUGGUUUUUAGGAUAUACAACUGUCUUUGCUAUGAUCAACAAAUGUGGUUUUGCUUUCAACAGUUCUAGUCUUUAUUUAUUACUUUAUGUUCUUAAUCAGUCACCCAUUACUUUUUUUUCCAACUGCAUAAUUUUUUAUAAAUGUUCAUAUUUUUGUACAAAGAAUUUUACAAUAAUAAUCCAGUUCUGUGGAUUUUUUUUUUUUUUU